CAUUUAAUCAAGUUAGUUAGUAGUCCUUUGUACAGAAAAUGUCGUUGUUACUCGGAUGUUGCCCGUUUCACUUCAAUGAAGGAUAAAGUGAAAAAUGGACCAGGCUUAAAGGAAUUUAUUAUUGGAGACUCUGAAACGGUUCUUACUGGACGUCCACAUAUACCAUACUUGCCGGAAAAUGUUGAAAUUGGUUCCAAAAGAAAAGUUUAUUUUGAUGUGUACGGGUGUCAAAUGAACCUUAGUGAUACCGAGAUCGUGUGGUCUAUUCUGAAGAACGAAGGAUUUGAGAAAACGGAAAUUGAAGAUGAAGCUGAUAUCUUCUUAGUUAUGACGUGUGCUAUCAGAGAGGGAGCAGAAAGUAAAAUCUGGCACCGCCUUGACCACUUGCGGGGCUUUAAAAGACGACGAUCUUUGAAGAACAAGCAGAGACCUGUUAAGAUUGGUAUAUUAGGGUGUAUGGCAGAGAGGUUAAAGGAGAAGCUCAUUGAGAAAGAGAAGGCUGUUGAUGUUGUGGCAGGUCCAGACAGCUACCGUGACCUGCCCCGUCUUCUAGCUCUCACAAACGGUGGCCAGACUGCAGUAAAUGUACUGCUUUCACUAGAUGAAACUUAUGCUGAUGUUGUGCCCGUCAGGUUGAAUGAGGAUAGUGUGUCUGCUUUUAUCUCAAUAAUGCGUGGUUGUGACAACAUGUGUACAUAUUGCAUAGUGCCAUUCACGCGAGGCCGCGAGAGAUCGCGCCCAGUCUCCUCAAUAGCCGAAGAAGUGAGGCAGUUAGCUGACCAGGGAGUGCGAGAAGUGACGCUAUUGGGACAGAAUGUCAAUAGUUAUAGAGACGUGUCACAGCACUCUGAUAAGCUUGACACACAGUUAGCUAAAGGCUUCAAGACAGUGUACAAGAGCAAGAAAGGCGGGUUACGGUUUGCAGACCUACUGGAGAAAGUUUCCUCCGUCGACCCUGAGAUGCGCAUCAGGUUCACUGCAGCCCAUCCUAAAGACUUUCCUGAUGAAGUAUUGCAAAUAAUCAAGGAGCGUCCGAACAUCUGUAAAGCUCUGCACCUGCCCGCGCAGUCGGGCUCCACGGAAGUGCUGCAGCGUAUGCGCAGGGGCUACUCCAGGGAGGCCUAUUUGGACCUCGUACGGCAUAUAACAGAUUCUAUACCCGGGGUUGGCCUGUCAACGGACAUGAUCUGUGGGUUCUGCGGCGAGACGGAGGAGGAAUUCCAGGAGACCCUCUCGCUGAUGGAGAUUGUUGAUUACAACAUAGCGUUUCUCUUCCCUUACAGCAUGCGAGAGAAAACCACAGCCUACCGUCGGUAUAAAGAUGACGUCCCGGAAGAAGUGAAAAAGGACAGACAUAACCGAAUGAUAGAAGUGUACAGAAGAAAAUGCCAAAUACUAAACGAAGCCGAAGUGGGCAACACACAUCUUGUGCUAGUCGAAGGCGUUGUCAAAAAGACCGGACAGCUAUUAGGAAGAAACGAGUUGUACUUGAAAGUGGUUUUCAAUCAACAGGAAAUUUUGUCUGAAGAUAAUGGCCAGCGGUUAAUAAGGCCCGGUGAUUAUGUAGCUGUGAAAAUAAUAGGUGCAAAAUCGUCUGUGUUUAGUGGUAUGCCUUUGUACCAUACGAGUAUUAGUGAUUUUUAUAGAGACAGAACUUGGGGUGAUCGAAGAGUUGUUACUUUGUAAAUAUAUUAGAAUAGAAA
Hyposmocoma kahamanoa is the source of this 1703-nucleotide messenger RNA. Its product is annotated as CDK5RAP1-like protein. Gene Ontology annotation, cellular component: mitochondrion; cytosol. The coding region runs from base 76 to 1686 and encodes 536 amino acids. The record is from RefSeq and is a predicted model, not a curated record. Lineage: Eukaryota; Metazoa; Arthropoda; Insecta; Lepidoptera; Cosmopterigidae. The transcript is spliced from 8 exons. Gene Ontology annotation, molecular function: 4 iron, 4 sulfur cluster binding; tRNA-2-methylthio-N(6)-dimethylallyladenosine(37) synthase activity. Gene Ontology annotation, biological process: tRNA modification; negative regulation of cyclin-dependent protein serine/threonine kinase activity.